ACCAGGCGCACUUUCACUCACUGCCUGUUCUUCUCAUCAGACACAGCAUGUGCACGGGAAAGUGUGCUCGCUUCCUGGGGCUCUGCCUCAUCCCUCUGUCCCUGAUCAGUAUCAUCUCCAACGCCCUUCUGCUGGUGCCUAAUGGGGAGAAAAACUGGACAGAUCAUCUCAGCACGCACGUCUGGCUCAUGGCUGGCUUCAUCGGCGGGGGCCUGAUGGUACUGUGUCCAGGAAUUGCAGCUGUUCGGGCAGGGGGCAAGGGAUGUUGUGGUGCAGGCUGCUGUGGAAAUCGCUGCAGGAUGCUGCGCUCAGUCUUCUCCUCAGCCUUUGGGGUGCUUGGUGCGAUCUACUGCCUCUCAGUGUCGGGAGCAGCGCUCCGUAUGGGGCCAAAUUGCCAAACAGAGAAUGGCGGCACCUGGCACUACCCCUUCAAGAACACAGAUGGCUCUUACUUGGUCAACCGCACUCAGUGGAGUUUGUGCUUGAAGCCGCCUAAUGUGGUCUUCUGGAAUGUGACGCUCUUCUCAGUGCUGGUGGCCGUCUCGUGCCUGGAGAUCGUGUUUUGUGGCGUGCAGCUGGUGAACGCGUCCAUCGGUGUCUUCUGUGGCGAUUGCCGGAAGGAGGCUGCUCGUCACUGAGGCUCCACUGACUGCCCCAGCUAGUUCCUGGUCGCCCACUUGUCCCCCUCCCGCCCCCCACUCGGGAAUAAACUGGU
This is a messenger RNA of Condylura cristata (star-nosed mole), 715 nucleotides long. It is a transcript of the gene TM4SF5, whose product is annotated as transmembrane 4 L six family member 5. Gene Ontology annotation, cellular component: membrane. The coding region runs from base 48 to 638 and encodes 196 amino acids. The transcript has 5 exons. NCBI's taxonomy places the organism in Eukaryota, Metazoa, Chordata, Mammalia, Eulipotyphla, Talpidae. The record is from RefSeq and is a predicted model, not a curated record.